CUCACUCCUCUCCUCCUCCCUCAGCCGGAGAAGACAAACACCUCCUCUCCUCACUCCAUCAUCAUGACUAUGAUGUUCUCUUCACGGAGCUCCAUGAUGGGCGGCGGCGGCGGCGGUGGCGGCUACGGCAUGGGCGUGGGCCGAGCAUCCUACGGCGGAAGAGGCAUGAGCUCGUUCAGCAUGGCGGGAGGAGCAGGAGGUGGUGGUGUUAGGGUCUCCCAGGCCAGCAGGACCUUCUCUGCCGGCGGCGGGGGCGGGGGCUACGGCUUCGGUGGUGGAGCAGGCGCAGGUUUUGGCGGUGGAGCAGGCGCAGGUUUUGGCGGUGGUGCAGGUUUCGGGGGCGGCUUCGGCGGAGGGGCGUCCACGGACGACAGCCUCAUCGGCAACGAGAAGUUCACCAUGCAGAACCUGAACGACCGCCUGGCCACCUACCUGGCCAAGGUGGCUGCGCUGGAGAAGGCCAAUGGCGAGCUGGAGCUGAAGAUCAGGCAGUUUGUGGAGAGCAAGGUCGGCCCCUCCACCAGGGACUACAGCGCCUACUUCACCACCAUCGCAGAGCUGCAGGACAAGAUCCAGGACGCCAUCCUCCUCAAAGGGACGGUCCUGCUGAGCAUCGACAACGCCCAGCUGGCUCAGGACGACUUCAGAGUCAAGUUCGAGAACGAGCUGUCGAUGCGUCAGUCGGUGGAGGCCGACAUCGCCGGGCUGAAGAGGCUGCUGGGAGAACUGGGCGCGGCCAAGACCGACCUGAGCAUGCAGAUCGAAAGCCUGAAGGACGAGCUGGCGUCCAUGAAGAAGAACCACGAGGAGGACCUGAUGUCCAUGCGAGGCCAGAUGAGCGGGCAGGUGAACGUGGAGGUGGACGCCGCGCCACAGGUCGACCUCAACAAGGUCAUGGAGGAAAUCAGAGAGCACUACGAGGCCAUCGCCGCCAAGAGCCGCAAAGAGCUGGAGAGCUGGUACCAGACCAAGUCGGAGACGAUCAUGCAGGAGGUGGCGACCACAGAGAUGACGCUGAAAUCGACGACCUCGGAGGUGAAGGAGGUGAAGAGCCAGCUGCAGGCUCUGGAGAUCGAGCUGCAGUCCCAGCUCAGCAUGAAAGCGUCUCUUGAAGCCACACUGGCCGAAACCCAGAACCGCUACGGCAUGCAGCUGAACGGAUACCAGAUGCAGGUGAGCAGCAUGGAGGAGCAGCUGGUGCAGCUGAGGGCCGACCUGGAGAGACAGGGGCAGGAGUACCAGAUGCUGCUGGACAUCAAGACCAGACUGGAGAUGGAGAUCGCAGAGUACAGGAGGCUGCUGGACGGAGAGGGAGUCGGAUCUUCAGCCAUCUCCAUCGCCGUCUGCUCCUUCCCCUCCUGCACCCCAGAAGUCAAAGAGUUCAUCGAGGAGGUGGAGGAGGCCUGAGCCCCACCACGCGCCCGUCGGCCCCGGCCCCGGGGCGGAGCCGGGGCUCAGCCUGCCGCCGUCCUGAUGCUGAACCGGAGAUCAGGAACACGAUGAAGAGCGUUUUCUGCUCUUCGUCACCUCUCGCUUGUUUUCUGCUGCAGCUGAAACCCCGAUCGGUGGAAAGAUGGCGGACUUGAAAACUUUACUGCUGAGCCAACAAACCUUCUGUCUGUAGCUUCAGGGAAUAAAACUCUAACAAACCAAA
Siniperca chuatsi (mandarin fish) is the source of this 1654-nucleotide messenger RNA. RefSeq names its product keratin, type I cytoskeletal 13-like. The transcript is spliced from 8 exons. NCBI's taxonomy places the organism in Eukaryota, Metazoa, Chordata, Actinopteri, Centrarchiformes, Sinipercidae. Gene Ontology annotation, molecular function: structural molecule activity. The coding region runs from base 64 to 1407 and encodes 447 amino acids. The record is from RefSeq and is a predicted model, not a curated record.